AUGAAGAUGAGCAACAGCAAUUUGGGAAGUUCAAAGAGGAAGCUAAUUUCAAGCAGAGGACUCGGAGGAGUUCUUAGGCAGCAAAGAGCCAGACUUUACAUAAUCAAAAGAUGUGUGGUCAUGCUCCUUUGUUGGCAUGAUUGAAUUAAAUUAAUUAAAC
Molecule: messenger RNA, 160 nt
Organism: Nicotiana attenuata
Lineage: Eukaryota; Viridiplantae; Streptophyta; Magnoliopsida; Solanales; Solanaceae
Exons: 1
Coding region: 1-144 (47 amino acids)
Biological process (GO): negative regulation of cell population proliferation
Source: RefSeq, a predicted model, not a curated record